Sardina pilchardus (European sardine) is the source of this 11566-nucleotide messenger RNA. RefSeq names its product zinc finger protein 646. The coding region runs from base 2848 to 7314 and encodes 1488 amino acids. The transcript has 5 exons. Gene Ontology annotation, molecular function: RNA polymerase II cis-regulatory region sequence-specific DNA binding; DNA-binding transcription activator activity, RNA polymerase II-specific. NCBI's taxonomy places the organism in Eukaryota, Metazoa, Chordata, Actinopteri, Clupeiformes, Clupeidae. The record is from RefSeq and is a predicted model, not a curated record. Gene Ontology annotation, cellular component: nucleus. Gene Ontology annotation, biological process: regulation of transcription by RNA polymerase II.
CUCUGAUUUAUUCUCCAUGAUGAUCGGAACUGGACAUUCAUGGAACCGUUAUGUAAUAUCUCCAGAUUGGUUGAUUUUCACACUUGACCUAGCUAGCCCUUUAGCCAACUAGCUAAUGUUAGCUAGUUUAUGUUUACACAGCUAAAUUGCUAUCAAUGAAUUACAAAUAUGCCGUUUUGAUGGUAAAUAGCUAUUGUUGCCCAAUCUGUUGCUGCGUAUCGUGUGUUUACAUCGUUGGAUUGCAAGUCUAUCAUGAAGAUGCUCGCAUCUUUAAAAAGAAAAUUUCGAACAACGCGAGGUGGUUGCUCGGUCCACCGGCCUUGACGUUGCCUAAUUUGGGGAGUCGUCUAGGGGAAAAUAACACGGAAUGUCGCGCGGAACGGUGGCAAAUAGACCCCCGCUUUGUCCGAAUAAAUCCAUAAUGUGUGGACUUUGGUGGGAAAGACAAAUGAAGGUCAUUGCGAAAUAUAUCGCGCACAUACGCCUAAGUUGGAUGGCUGCAAAUUCCAAAAUAUAUCACCGUUUGUCGAACGCGCCUUCCAUUUUCAUUGUCGAGGUGUUUGGCCAGCUAGCUGCUAGCCAUUAGCUAGGUCGUUCGGUAAACAGACAUUUCGUCGAAGGUAUCUCCACUUAGUGUGGCCAAGGUGGAACAUCGAGUCGCCUACCUCCCCAUAAUUCGCGUGUAAUUGGAAAAUCUUUUACCCGAAUCUUGAAAUAGGCAAAGAUUGUAAAAUGAAUGGAACUUUUUAUCGACCGGAGAAUUUACAUAUGAGCGCGCCUUAUAUCCAGUUACAAUGUAGCACCUCGCGGGAAAGCAGAAUUUUUAAAUAAUGUUGCUUUUUGUUAAUUUGUGUCGAAAUUAUACGAAUGUUUGAACGUUCCCCACCUUCGUGCACCUCAUAAGUAUAUUUUAAUGCACAUUUAGCCGCCCAUUCUUAAAACCCGUUGCACAUCUGGCGUUUUCAGGUCGUUGCAGACCGCACAACAGCCCCUGCGCUGUGUAAACAUCUCUUAAAAAAUAAACGGCCAGGCUUGCAAACCUUAACACACGCACGCUUUUGGCGGUAGGAGUGUUUAAGUUGUUGACCACCACAUGGUUCGCUUACUUGACGAAUCAAAUGUACAAAAAUAAAUAUUAAUAGACUUAUUCAUAGAAAACCUUAUUUAUUCUAGUGUAAAUGGAUGAAGAAGUAAGACCUCGUUAGAUCACUGAGGCGAUCCUUUUUAGAUUACAGAUGAGGGUCUCAAAGUGUAGUUGCAGAUAUUUUUUGUGCAACAGACCAGUAUAGCUACAUGUUUCAGUUACAUAGAAACAAUGAGCAGGUAAUUCUGGAUAACCUUUGCUUUUUCAAAAAGGUGCACAGAAUGAUGCAUCCUAUUCAGUGUUCAGUGGCCUAUGUGAAUUUGGAAAUAAAGUACAUACAUUUAUGUUUGGUUUUGCUGGGCAAUAUAGAAUUUUAUCCACAUCUGUUUUGCAUUCUGCUCCCAUUCAUACUGUUAUGCUAUGUAGCGCAGUUGAGAUUUCCAAAUUUGCAUUAUAAAAUGCAUCUCAUUUCACACAGUACCUGUCCACCAUUCUUCUGAGAUGAUAAAAAAAGGGGAAAAAUCCUCAAAGUCCUGAUUAAAAAUAUUCACUGAAUUUCUGGAAGUAUCCUAGAUUAUUUAACUCAUUCUUCAAUAUGCUCAAAUAUUCUCUACGUCUGCACAACAAUGCUCUCCCAACAUGGAAAAGAUUGGCCUCGCCAGCCAUGAAUAUGUUUGCCUCCGAAUGUAAACAACAGCUGACAGACAAGCGUAGUGGAAAUGCGUUUUUUUUUUUUUUUUUUUUUCCCUCUCCCAGUUCUCCUCUGUGUGUGUGUGAUGCUGGACCCAUCUGGCAUCUCGCUACACAGUUCUCGACAGACUCGGUGAGGCUAACGCAUCCAGAUGGCCUGGCAUUGGUGCCGGUGGGUUAGGGUACCUACCCCGAGGGCACAGCGUCUCGCUCUCAUUGGUGCAGCAAGACUCCCCCGUGUGGGAUGAAAGGGUAGUCUGACGGAGGUGUCACCCACACCUCACACACCAUAAGAAGGGAAUACGCAGUGCGAGGAAGGGGGGAGGGGUGGGGAGCAGAAAACUGGAGGCCUCACUACUGAGCUUCAGCCUUGAUCAAAAACCUGAUGUUUAAAUAAAAAAAAAGAAGGAAAAAAAAUAUACAUAAACUUCAAUUUCAACUGGCUGUCUAUUCUCAAAAGGGCAAAUUUUUUAAUAUUAUGUUUUGUUGCAUUUUUUCCAUUUUAAUAAAAAGGCAUUGCAAGUAGUGCCGUGAAAUUUGUUCACUGAGCUGGAAUAAUGCUCAAUCAUACAACAUAAGUGGGGCAAUUGUUCUGCCUAGUAAGCCAAUCAUUUAUCAUUUGAGCGGACGUGAUACAGUGGCCUGUGUGUGGCCAAUGUGGUUGAAUCAACGUUCUCUGGAUGAAUAUAGUAGGAACAAACAACAGCAAGACAUUCCAUCUCCCCAAAAAUAGUAAUUCUUAUUUUUAUUUUUAUUUUUUAUUUUUGCCAUUUUAUUUGCUAAGACUUGUAACAGGUUAGAUGUAGGGUUCAACUGGGGCAGAGGGAACUGCCUAGUGGUAUUCCAUUCAGACAGAAUGGAGGUCUGCUCCAAGUGACCAGCCACAUCCUGGACGCACUCUCACUGCGCUGCUCUUGCGGGGUUGGAAUUGAAUGGCCAAGAGGAGAGAAUAUCUGUGAAUCAGUGCCCAAGCCGAGGAGGACAACGACGAGCCGGUCGAAGACGAGAGGGACUACGGACUAGCCCAGGACCUGUCCGACACGGGCUUCCGGAGUCACCUGAACAACAGCGGGAUGAUGGGCCACGACCACGACGGCCAGAACGACAAGCAGAAAUCGCCCGGAUCCGAAGACGCCUGGGACCGCCCAUUCAAGUGUGACCAGUGUGAACGCACCUACAGACACCACGGUAGUCUGGUGAACCACAAGAAAUCUCAUCAAGAGGGUGCGUUUAAGUGCGCCAUUUGUUACAAGCAGUUCAAUAACUUAGCAGCCCUUAGCGCGCACGAGCGCACCCACUCCAAGUUCAAGCCUCCGGGCUUGUCUAUGAGCGGCGGACUUGCCGACAGCCAGUCAGACAGCCGCGCCGCACUGAGCGACGACAUGGCCUCCUGCUUCUGCCACCUCUGCCAGGUGGCGCUGCCCAACAAAAAUGACUUCCAAGAGCACAUUCUCUUGCAUAACGCAGCCUCCUCCUCCCUGGGGCUGACCCGGGGAUUCCCGGGCAUCGUGCCACAUAACCUGAGCACGGUGCGCUCCCCCGGGGUGCACCCGUACACCCCCACUCUCGGGGACCCCUUGCCGCUGCCCCCCUUGACCGACAAGCGCUACGACCAGAUGCUGGGCCCCCCAGUGAACAACCCCAUAUACACGUGCGCGUACUGCGGGGCCGGGCACCCCGACCUGGAGAGCCUGAAAGUUCACUACCUGACCCAUGACCCGCACCCCCCGCCGCACGCCCAAGACGGCCCCUCGAUCCUGAACACCGACAGCCUGGGCUCCAACUCCCAGCCGUCGGUGUCGUCCCCCGGAGCAGGUGAGUCCCGGGGGGGCCAGUCGUCCUCAGUGGAUGACGGCGACCGUAGGUUUAAGUGCAAUGAGUGCGGCAAGAGCUACCGCCACGCCGGCAGCCUGGUCAACCACAAGCGCUGCCACCAGACUGGGCACUACCAGUGCACCAUCUGCUGCAAGCAGUACCCGCACCUGGCCGCCCUGCACAGCCACCUGCGCAGCCACAAGACCAGGCCCGGCUCGCAGGGCCUCAACAGCGAGGGCGACUGGCUGUCCCCCGAGCCCCUCACGCUGGACUCCCAGCAGGGCUUUGUCCACUCCCAGGACCAGGGCAGCGGCGCCACCACCCCCAUCUCCCUGCCGGGCAACCUGGGCGACGCCGCCCACUUUGUGCCCGAUGGCGGCCACAGCAGCGGCCUGGACUCGCUGGAGUUCCACGACCGCUUCGACGGCUCGCUGUCCCAGGGCAACUCGGGCCACUCCCCGCUGCCCCAGAGCCACCGGCAGGCCGACCGGCACAUGUGCGCCGACUGCGGCGAAAUGUACUCCGACAUCUCGGGCAUCAAGUCCCACAUGUGCCCGCAGCGGCGCCAGCAGCAGCAGGGCGGCAUGUCCAACGGCUACAUGGGCUACCACGGCCAGGGCGGCUCCAUGCCCAGCGGCAGCAUGAAGGACUCCGGCGGCCAGAGCCGCGGCCAGGACCAGAUGCAGUACAACAGCGGGGGCGGCGGCGGAGGCCGCGGGAGCAGCGGGGGAGGAGGCGGCGGGGGGCACUCUCACGGCGGGGGCCACGGAGGCGGCGGCGGCGGCGGCAAGCGCAUGGACAACAAGGGCGACGACGACGACGACGGCGAGGUGUACCAGUGCUCGGUGUGCGGCAACCACUACGCCAGCCUGCGGGCGCUCCGCAGCCACUUGCGUAGCCACGGCAGCAUCCAGGGCGGCAACCAGGGCGCCGGGCCCUCGGCGCUCUCCCCCACCAGCGAGCAGGAGUGGCGCCGGCGCCAGGAGGCGGGCGAGAGCGGCGGCCUGAUGAUCUGCAGCACCUGCGGCCAGAGCUUCUCCCGCAAACAGGACCUGGUCAACCACCAGCAGCUGGUGCACGGCAUCACGCGCCCCGACUCCGGCGCCGGCAUGAGCUCCGGCGGCGGCUCGUCCAGCAACGGCAAGAUGGACGGCCGCAGCCACAUCUGCGUGGAUUGCGGCAUGAUGUUCGCCGACCGCCACCACCUGGUCACUCACCUGUGCCCGGGCAAGGCCAGGGGCAGCGGGGCACUGGGGAAAGGCAUGAACGGGGCCAAGGGCAUGACAGGGGGCGCAGGCACCAGCAGUGGGUCGUUUGGCGAUGGCGAGCGCCCCCACAGGUGUGACCAGUGCGGACGGAGCUACCGGCACCCUUGCUCUCUGCUUAACCAUAAGAAGUCGCAUAAGACUGGUGUCUUCCGAUGCCUGGUCUGCCAGAAACGCUACUACAACCUGCUGGCCCUCAAGAACCAUCAGAGGACCCACUUUGACCUUAAAAGGCACAAGUGCGAGGAGUGCGGCAAGGCUUUCAAGAUACAGAAGCAGCUGGUGAACCACCUGAGGCUCCACGAGGAACACCGCGCCAAGAACCAGGUCCGCCAAGGCAUGAAUCCCAACGGAGGCCGCUACGAGGGGGGUCCGUCCCAGAUGCAGCCCAUGAACCAGGGCCGCGUGCAGAACCCGGGGAAGUACCAGCACCACGGGCAGCACGGCGGGCACAGCCAGCACGGGCAGCACAUGCACCAGCAGCACGGGCAGCACGGCGGCGGCGGCGGGCACCAGGGCUUCAAGAAGCCCUACGAGGGCGGCCCGGGCACCUCUCGCCCGCCCAACCCCGACGACCCCGAGGGCAGGCGCCCGUUCGCCUGUGACCAGUGCGGCCGCACCUACCGCCACGCCGGCAGCCUGGCCAACCACAAGAACCUGCACAAGACGGGCGAGUACCACUGCAACGUGUGCAACUCCACCUACCCCAACCGCCUGGCCAUGAAGAACCACCUGCGCAUGCACUUCGCCAUGAAGAAGUUCACCUGCCCAGAGUGCGGCCGCGGCUUCCGCACCCAGCGCCAGCUGGAGACCCACACCUCCAACCAGCUGUGCAAGGACCUGCCGGGGCCCAGCGGCCAGGGGCCCGUGGCCGACUACGAGUGCGACGGCUGUGGCGAAGGCUUCGCCACGGCCACCGACCUGGCCUCGCACGACUGCCACGCCUCCCAGAUGCCCUCGUCCUCCGCCUCCCUCAACAGCUCCAGCCUGAGCAUGGAGACGGGCGAGCUGGGCUCCCCGGAGCGCGACGAGCGCCCCUUCGCCUGCGACCUGUGCGGCUGCGCCUACAAGCACGCCAGCAGCCUGCUCAACCACAAGAACACGCACAAGACGGGCAACUUCAGCUGCUCCUUCUGCGACAAGCCCUACACCAACUACAUGGCGCUGCGCAACCACAUGCGCAUCCACACCCAGAAGAAGCGCCACAUCUGCAACACGUGCGGCAAAGCCUUCCGUCUGGCCCGCUUCCUCCGCAACCACCAGAGGGUCCACGAGGAGGGCCACACUCGCUUCGGCUGCCCCAGCUGCGGGAAGAGCUUCCAGGGGAGGUCGGGCCUGGCCCGCCACCGCUGCGGGGACAACCAGGUAGGCAAGGAGGGCAGGAGGAAGGCCUCAAGCGCGCGGGAGGGAGAAGAGUGCCGGUUCACAUGUGAACAGUGCGGCCGCUCCUACCGUCACGCCAGCUCCCUCCUCAACCACAAGAACACCCACACCGUCGGCAUCUACCACUGCGCCGUGUGCCUCAAGACCUACUCCAACCUGCUGGCGCUCAAGAACCACCGGCGCAUCCACUCCGAGACGCGCCGCCACCGCUGCCCCGAGUGCGGCAAGGCCUUCCGCGUCUCCUCCCAGCUGCAGAACCACCGCCGCGUGCACCUGAAGGAGCGGGAGCUGGCCUGCACCCUGUGCCAGCGCAGCUUCCCCAGCCAGGCCAGCUUCCGCCUCCACCAGGAGAUGCAGCACGGCAUCGCCCGCAAGCAGCCCCAGCAGCACCAUCACCACCACCACCACCACCACUCCCACUCCUCCGGCGGCGGCGGCGGGGGGAUGUCUCACGGUGGUGGUGGUGGUGGUGGUGGCGGAGGAGGAGGAGGGGACUUGGGCUGGGGCUCUGGGCUCGACCUGACUCUCAUGCAGGCCCAGGGCCUGGAUCCCAACGGGCUGCCCAAGCUGACGCCUUCCCUGCACGGCCCCGGGGGUAGCGGCUCGUCCCGCGGCCGUGACGGGGAUGCGUCGGGCUCGGGGUCCUCGUUGCGCAAGGCGCACGUGUGCGACCAGUGCGGGCGCGGCUACCGCCACGCCAGCUCGCUGCUCAACCACAAGAACAGCCACAAGACGGGCACCUACUUCUGCAACUCGUGCCAGAAGGAGUUCUCCAACCUCAUGGCCCUCAAGAACCACCGGCGCAUCCACACGGAGCCCAAGCGCUACCAGUGCCCCGACUGCGGCAAGGCCUUCCGCGUCUCCACCCAGCUCAUCUGCCACCGCCGCAUCCACACCAAGGAGAAGCCCUUCUCGUGCCAGCAGUGUGACAAGCGCUUCUCCAGCAAGUCCAACCUGCGCCACCACCAGAAGGUCCACUGGAGCAGCUCGGCGCCCACCGCCAACACCAACACCACCAGUUUGGGCAGCAUGGGCGCCGCCAACUACCUGGGUAUGCCCGCGGGCCCCUUCAUAUAACCCAAACACACACACGCACACCAAUACACACACCAGAGUGUCUGUGGUGGCCGGCUGAGAGUGUGUGUGCGCGUGUGUGUGUGUGAGAAUGUCCUUUGAGGGUUGGGGGGAGGAGAGAGUGUGGGGGGAUUGGAGGCUUGUGAGUGGUUUUUGUUUUUGUUUUUGUUUGUUUUUGUUUUUUGUUUAAUCUGGGUGGAUUUAAUUUAGACAUGCCAAGAGUUUAGCUCUGUGUUACUUUAUUUUUUGUCCCCCUGUGUUUGUAUUAUUCUCAUUAUUAUCAUUAUCUUUAUUUUCUUUUGUUUGUGGGGAAGUGCCAAACGUGCCCCUCUGCUCCCCUCCUCCUGCCGCCCCUCCUCUCCACCUCCUCAUGCACACCACACCGCUCAUCUCCGCUAGCAGCUAGCCUCCCUCCGCCCCGCUCCCUCCCGCAGAACAGGGCAUGCUGGGUAGCCUCACAGGCCCCCCCCCCCCCCGACACGCACGACACCCAGGAGGCACCAUGGACUGUGUGUGGAUGUGAGCAUGUUCGCAUGUUUGCGUGUGUGUCUCUGCGUGUGUGUGUGUGUGUGUGGGUGGGCGGCUGUGGUCUGGGGUGGGAUUCAAGGCCCUUUAGGACUCUGGUGGUUUAAAUGAACUCAGGUUGGACCUGCAUGUGCCCUCCCCCACACAAAAAUAAGAUAACCUCAUCCUGUCACCGUGGCGACUGACCGACCUUACCUCUGCAUUCCCAUGAUGCUCUCUGCCCCGAUGGCCUUCUGGUUGUGGGUGGCCGCCUCCCCUGGAUAAAAUGCCCCCCCCCCCCUCGCUUUUGUUUUUUUUUUUGUUUUGUAGGGCAAGCUUUAGACUGUCGUUUGGAGCCCUUAACAUGAACUGGGUUGUAAAACUGUACAUGCUAAAGCAGCCGUUCUGGAGGACUGUUGCGCGUUACACAGUGCGACAUGGCCAGCAGCUGGUCUAUGACUGACCCUGACUGACCGUCAGCAAAGGGACGACGCCCUUAAAGUAAAUGCCGAUGCCUUUUUGUGAUGCUGGUGGUGGAGGAAGGAGUGGUGUCACUGUAGCUUCUCUCUAAGCCAAUCAAUGAAUACUACCACGAAGUCCAAAAAAACACGCCCCAAUCAGAUCAGGUGUACAAAAUAUUUCCGUUUGUAAAAUGUUUUGUCAUCACAUUUCAUCCCACACUCUGUCCAAUUUCUCCUAGACGAAGCCUUGUGCAUUAUGCGUUUCUUAUACGUACAUAUAUAAAUAUAUAAAUAUCUAUAUUACGAAGAAAUCAUGGUAAUAACUAACAACUUCCAAACGAGAUCUUGUAGGCACUAGUAAUAAUGUUGUUUGACAUUGUAUAGUGUUUCUUUUUUAAACUGAAUGCUGUGGACAGAGUUGUCGUAUUUCUCUGUUGUGUAGAACUGUACUGGGGGUGGGAUGUGUUUCUUUUUAAGGUCUUUUUUUUCUUUUUGUAAUCCCUUUUGAUGUUCUAAUUUUUUCUAACUUGUGUGUUUCUUGCAGCACGAAGAUGAGCUUCAAACCGUAUAUUUCUGCAGACGACAGCAUUGCGCUUAAUGGGUUCACCGUGUACCUCCCCUUUUAUUUUCAAUAUGUUGCUCUGAACCCAUACUUCUAAAACCUGCGCCAAACUAGUUAGUGUAUAGAAAGGAUAGGUUGUGCUACAAAAAAAUAGGAAAAAAAAAGACAAAGGAAAAAAAAAAGAACAUGUAUAUUGAUAGGCCUGUGCCAGCAUUUGGUUUUACCUUGUAUUGUAUCGUACUUCUCACUGUAUUAUUUGCAGGAAGACUUUUAUAUAAAAAAAAGAUCACUGUAGUACGCGUUUUAUUUAUAUUAACACUUUUAACUGAAAAGAGAAAAAAAAAACGCUAGUUUUAGAACCUCCCAUGUUAGGAGCUGUGUCGUACCAGAUCCUAUCCCCCCGGCCCUUCUUCCUUCAUCUUAGCUCGCUUCCUGUGACAUGCAUUCUUCGUAUACACGUGACUACGGAGCCGGAGGUGACGGACUCCUAAUGAACACUCGUUACAGUGACUGUACCCUCCAUCCUCUAAACUCUCUUUGUUAUGCUUUUAAAGAAGAAGACGAAAAAAAAAAAAAUGUUGUCUGUCCCUUGUACAAUAAAUCGGGGGAGCGUUAUAAUGUGUGUUUUUUGAUUGCAGUACGAUGAGUAUUAAACGGAUCACUGUAAUGUUUUCUUGCCUUUCUCACACGUGAUGUCGUGGCGGUUCUAUUCCCCUUGCCCCCUCCCCUCCCCACCCCACCCCCCCUUACUGCCCCCACCCCCCUCUAUGCCCUCUAACCCCCCCACAUCCUUCAUCACCAGCCCCUCCCCCUCCUCAGAAUUGGACUUUCAAUUCCACGCUCUAAGCUCACACUUUUAAGGGAUGACUUUGUGAACUAUUAAAAAAAAAAAAGAAUCAUUCAGUCGACCAUAUUUUAGAGUUUUGCUCUAUUUUUUUUUUUUUUUUUUUUCUUUGUUUUGUUACACUUUUAUCGUAUCCCUUGUAUUUAUUAGUAUUUCUUUUAUUUAAUUGCGUUUGACUAUUUGAAGCUCAAUGUGAACAGCUUGUGGACCUGGGAGCACUGGUGCUAGGAAGUCGAUUCUAUUUUGAGUGACAGUGAUGUUCUGAGGAGUAUUGUGAUCACAAGUAGAGCACAGGAAGAUUGUAUAUUUAUGUACUCAAAACCUUCAAAAUUUGUUCCCAUUUGGAUGGUUCAAAAGAGAAAAAAAGAAAACGUACAAACGCUUCCAAGUUGCAAAAAUGGCUAGUUUCGAAAAAGGAUUGGGACUUUGAACGAAUAUAAAUAUGUAUUUUUAAGUUUUAACUUUUUUUUUUCCUCCUUCAUGCAUAUAUAUAUGUAAUGCUGACUAUACACUUUUUUUAAACUACAUUUUGAUAAUUCAUUUCCUAACAGAACCUGUUUGGAUUAUAACCUUAAUGCUCUCAAGUAAUGAAAAUAAAUAGCUAAAAAAAAAAAAAAAGCCUUGGUCAGUUGAAUUGUCGUUGCUGAGAAGUUUGUCCCUUGCCUCAUCCCCUACCCUCUGCCCAGACUUUGGCGACUAGCCAAUCCCUGCCUAGUUAGGGCGGGGUCAGAGCAUGAGUCUGCUUGUAUCUGGGGCACAAUGUUGUUGUGGAGCAAAUCAAAAUUGAAUUCUUAGUGAUCUGUAGUUGUAUUCUCAAUAAAGAGUUAUGUUCCUGGUGGUAGUGGUUAGGGCUCCUGGUGCUGAGGCCUCAUGUGAAAUAUGCUCAUCUCUAUACAGUCAGUGAAGCUGCCCUCUCCUGUAGUGGGGCAGCCUUAUAGGAAGUAAAAAAAAAGCAUUAAAACACUAAGCAUGGAAAAGUGGUAACAAACCUCAUUAAGUUACAAGUAGGCAAGGUGUAGGGCAUUUUCAUGUCUUACUGCCUUAUCUUGCUGGUUGUAUUGUUUUUUUUAUUCUUUUCCCCCCAAUGUAUUCCAUUGUAGAUAAUAUUGACGUUAUUUUUUUGCUGUGGAAUAUGGCAUUCUGAAAAGGGGUUCCAUAAAUUGGUCAUAGGUGCAACCGUUAAGUGCUGACUAUAAAUCCAGGAGCAUUUUAUAGAAACCGUGAUUACUGGUGUUCGUCUAUAUGAACGUACUACAACCGAGCAAAACCAGCAACCAUAUCACCUCAAUAAAACUAGAAUGAUCAUGGAUUACAAAAUGGUUGUCAUUCUAUCUGAGCAUUCCAUUUCCAUCUCGGAUGAUGUAUGUGAACAAGGUGCAAAGGCUACAGAUGUUCUUCAGUUGCAUCAACUGGAUAUUUAGCUUCUACAAUACAGUACACGCACCUACCCAGCCAACAGAGAGAUGUAGAUUUAUUACAACACCUGCAACAGUUAUGUUUUUUUUUGUGUUGGGGAUCUUGGAGUGAUGCAUCAUGAAGGACGAGGGAAGUUUUACGAGGUCAUCUGGUUCUGGUCUCCCUGAGCAGUGGGCAGACAGCUCUGCUGGCCCUGACUGGUGUGGAGCCCUGCGGUGAGCUUCAUACACAAACCCAUCAGCUGAUUGCCUGUAGUCGUGAAUCAACAGAUUAAAUGCCUGAUAUCGUUAGUUAGGACCGUGAAUUUGAACAUCAAGUCAUCGGAGAUGUUGAACUUUUUUUCUUCUUUUUUCUUUUAAAGUGUUAACCAGUAGAAAGGCAGUUUCAUGCUUAUAAAAUAUGAGUUAAAAACUCUGAUAAAGGCGUGAUUGACCAAGAUGACCGUACAUCAAUAAAUCAGUUUCGGUU